Molecule: messenger RNA, 966 nt
Organism: Guillardia theta CCMP2712
Lineage: Eukaryota; Cryptophyceae; Pyrenomonadales; Geminigeraceae
Exons: 1
Coding region: 1-966 (321 amino acids)
Molecular function (GO): protein binding
Source: RefSeq, a predicted model, not a curated record
AUGUCAAGGUCGGGCCAGCACGGGGAGCCGCCGACAGUGACGGCGGUGGUACGAGGACAGGGGGAGCUGAUCGGGCUGCUGAAAUCGGGCGAAUGCGACAUGGACGAGUGGAUGGAGGACGGGAGGACAGGGCUGCAUGUAGCGGGGAUGCUGGGGAGGGCGGGGAGCGUGAGGGAGCUGAUACAGGCAGGUGCAGAGGUAGGAGCGAAGGACGAUGAAGGGAAGACGAUGAUGCACUGGGCGGGGGAGUAUGGGCAUGUGGAGGUGCUGAAGACGGUAGAGGAAGAAUGCGGGAAAGAGACUCUGAGGACCUUGAUGAUGGAGAGGAGCAAUGACGGCAAGACAUGCGCGCACUAUGCGAGUGCAGGUGGGCACUUGGAAGUGCUGCGGUAUGCUGUAGAGACAUGCGGGGAGGAGCUGCUGAGGGAGAAAGACAAUGGCGGCAGGACAUGCGCGCACUUGGCGAGUCUCAGAGGACACUUGGAGGUAGUGCGGUAUGUUGUAGAGACAUGCGGGGAGGAGCUGCUGAGGGAGAAGGCCAAUGACGGCUACACAUGCGCGCACUAUGCGAGUCUCAGAGGGCACUUGGUGGUAGUGCGGUAUGUUGCAAAAAUAUGCGGGGAGGAGCUGCUGAGGGAGAAGGACAAUGAUUACGCGACAUGCGCACACUUGGCGAGUGAGGGAGGGCACUUGGAGGUGUUGUGGUAUGCUGUAGAGACAUGCGGGGAGGAGCUGCUGAGGGAGAAGGACAAGCACGGCAGGACAUGCGCGCACUUGGCGUGCAUGGGAGGGCACUUGGAGGUGCUGUGGUAUGCUGCAAAAAACAUGCGGGGAGGAGCUGCUGAGGGAGAAGGACGAGUACGGCAAGACAUGCGCGCACUAUGCGAGUCAGAGAGGGCACUUGGAGGUGCUGCGGUAUGCUGUAGAGACAUGCGGGGAGGAGCUGCUGAGGGAGAAGGACAAUGA